Molecule: messenger RNA, 1854 nt
Organism: Umbelopsis ramanniana AG
Lineage: Eukaryota; Fungi; Mucoromycota; Umbelopsidomycetes; Umbelopsidales; Umbelopsidaceae
Exons: 6
Coding region: 207-1586 (459 amino acids)
Cellular component (GO): nucleus
Source: RefSeq, a predicted model, not a curated record
GCAGGUUUCUCUUUUUUCUCUCCCUCUUUCUCCCUUUUCUCUCUUUCCAUUGUUCAAGAUCCAGUUUCACUGCCUUAUAAGCUUGAUAUUUUGAAUCGAAACAGAUACACUUCUUUCUCCUGAAUAUCAUUUUGCCUUCUCCAUCCAACUUUUGGGAUCGACAAGCUGCGACUAAGUAUUACGAAUAUCAGCUUCUUUAAAAAACAAUGGAAACAACGCUCUCCCCAGCACCUGCACUUACCCUUGGCUCCAACUUCGAAUUGCGCCCUAAACAAUCUAACACUGACUACCAAAAACUAGCUGCACAAGGAUAUAUUCAUACACCCCACACGGACGAUCAUCACUCGGACAACUCUAAUAUGGCUGCUGACCGCAAGGAUGAAGGUCCUAGAGUUCUGGAAUGCGGUCCCAGUGAGGGACCAGCAGGCACUACUGUUCGUGUGGUUUUGCAAACCUUUCCCUCCAAUCCGGCUUUGAAGCUUGCUUUUGGUGGUCUGGUGGUAGACACGAAGCAACUGGACAACGCGAAUUUCACUAAUUUGGCUGCUAUCGUACCCAUGCCCAAUCAGACCCAUUCAGUGAACAAUGCUCCUCAGAUACCGAUUUCUGUAUGUGUCUAUGAAAAUGACGCUGUUCACAACAGUUGGGUCAUAGGUGAAUUCACCUACUCUGAAGGUCAAGCCAACAAAAAUGAACGUAAAAGACUCUAUGGCGCGGAUCCCUUUAUGGCCAACAAGCGAAUGCAUGAGGACGACUCCUUCUUUCCCCACGCAGACCAUUAUCAAAACUUUUAUUCCAUGGAGAAUGGAGUGCUUCCUCAAAAUCCCUAUGCCUUUGCUCAAAUGCAGCAACAGGCCAUCCGGCCUCAAGAUCCGUCGGCCAAGGGAGGUAAACCAAUGGUCAUGGAUGGCUAUUAUCGAUCACAGGCACCUCCACAAAUGUCCUAUCCAACCUAUGCUUCCAUGCCAGGAUUGAGCAAUCAACAGCGAUCUCCCUAUGCAAACAAUGGAGGCAUGACUGAUCAUCGUGCCAUGUCUCAAGCACAACCACCAUAUACUGAUUAUUCUGGACUUCUCAACAAAGCCAACCUCAAAAUAAUCGGGGACCUAGACACGAUGGCUCAGGCAUGGACGUCUGAAGAAUGGAACGCUCGCCGAAGAUUGGUCCAGUUUUGGCGCCGCCAGGAAGGCAAUGAGAUUCACUGUGAAUUCCAGGCGGUUCAACAAGCCGACCGACAACCUAACAGCAUUGUGGUUUCAUGCAUCUUUUGGCAGGAACGCAAUGACUGCUUUAUCACUUCGGUAGAUUGCAUCUAUCUUCUUGAAAGCUUGAUAGGUGUUCGCUUCACCGUAGAAGAAAAGAACCGAAUUCGACGUAAUCUAGAAGGAUUCAGACCUCUCACCGUCAGCAAAUGUAAACCAGACAGUGCCGAUUUCUUCAAGUUGAUCAUGAGCUUCCCAAAUCCCAAACCACGUAACAUCGAAAAAGAUGUUAAGGUAUUCCCCUGGAAAACGCUGCCCUACGCUCUAAAGAAGAUUAUUGGAAAGUACACUGCAAGCUACAGUAGCACGGCAGGUAUCAUGUAAACAACCCCCAGAAAAGGGAAUCCAUCCUUGGUCUUUCAUGUAACUUCUUUCACGAUUUGUACAGGUCUCUCUUUCGUUUUCGUUCAUUCAGUGUUUUCCUUUUCUCUCACAUAUUUCCCACCUCUCUUUUUUUCUGUUUUUCCGUUUCACCUCAGGUUUCUUUUCCCCAUUGAACAGUGUAAUAAUUGGAAUACGAGCAGCAAGUUCUCUUUUUUUUUCUUUUGUUUUUUUUUUUUAAUAAUAAAUAAUAAGUUCAACUCACUUCAUA